This is a messenger RNA of Mytilus trossulus (common blue mussel), 7058 nucleotides long. RefSeq lists its product as uncharacterized. The coding region runs from base 121 to 5943 and encodes 1940 amino acids. The transcript has 34 exons. Gene Ontology annotation, molecular function: protein binding. Lineage: Eukaryota; Metazoa; Mollusca; Bivalvia; Mytilida; Mytilidae. Gene Ontology annotation, cellular component: Cul4-RING E3 ubiquitin ligase complex. The record is from RefSeq and is a predicted model, not a curated record.
CGGACUCGGAACGGACGCGUAAAAAUUUGGAUUUGGAUGUUAUUGGAUAUAUGGUGUAACAAUAUACACGUAACUCUUCUUCAUGGUUCGUUUCAAGUAUAAAUAUCGAGAGAUAAAACAAUGGCUCAACGACUGUCGUCCAAGUCAAAAAAGGCUGGACCUAACAUCAUACGGGGAUUUCGCCGAGAACUUACGUAUUUUGAGGUCCCUGUGAGAAGUGACAUCCCAAAGUCAUCAUAUGCUGACCGAGGGGCCAUUAAAGAAGUAUUUAAUGAAGUAGACGAAGAAGCUAUUGCACAGUUAGCAAGUGAGAGAGAAAAUUCAACGAAUCAUGAUGGACAGAAGGAUAGUACAGUUAGCGAUGAUUUUGUGGAGACGAUAUACGGCCAUUGCUCUUCCAAGAUACCGAUUCGAAGCUAUGGAAAACUUAAUUACAACGUGAAUGCCUACUAUGGUGGAUGUACUGCCCUCUACUUUGUGUCGAAUGCAUCCGGAAACAAUAAGAAUGAAACAUGCGUAGAGCUGUUAUUGGUGAGAUCAGGGUUUGACUGUAACCAUGUUGAAGUAAGUCCUAUUGCAUCGUCUCAGGAUGGUUACUUUAACCCUGCUAACAGUCAUUAUGUAGACGAGGAGGGAACAUUUAUUGGUGACUGUCAAUACGGCAACAAUUAUCUAAUGUUGUUGACCAAUGACUGUUGCUAUGGUAAUCUCAGAAAUGGAAUUUACAUAGAGAGUCAAAACAAAAAGGUUCUUCUUCAGCUGCCUAUACCAGUGUGUGAGGAAGACAGCUGUGGACUUACAUUAAUACUCUGUAGUGGUUCCGAUGGUGUGAAAUGCUACAAUGCUGUCUACAUUCUCCGCACUGGAGUAAGCAAUACAAAGUUCGAAUCAAAGCUUGUAUCAGGGGAAGAUAAAUUCAUAUUUGACAUCGGAGAAAGUCACAUAGUAACUGUUCAUGGGCCACCUAACAGUCGGUAUGGUAUAUUCCAUAAUGCAAAUAAUCCUACCUCAAAACAGAAUCACGUCCUGGUAACGCAGACACAGUGUUUGACAGGCAAACAAACUUUACUGACUAGAUUACCCGAACAAUGUACUCUCGUCGUUCUUUGCUCAAACAGCUACGGAGUAGAAGAUUGUACUAUUUCUUCUGUGUACUUUCUGGCGAUCAACAAUCAAAAACUUGAAGAUGUUCAAGAGGUUGCAGGUAGUUUUGGAACGGAUUGCAAAAAAUCAAAUGUAUGGAAAUUCGAAAUCGAAGAUGGAGAAUUAAUGGUUAUUGGACCAAACGAACCAUGCAAAUAUUCUGUUUUGUCAAAUGUCAAAGCAAGUAAGGUAGAUCUUAUUUCAUGUAUUACUCAAGAUGGUUGCUUAGCAACGGUUGAACCAACAAGGACAACAGGCAAUGUGAAGGUCACCAUGGAAGAAGUAGUCGGUCACGUGAAUAAAUCGUCAACCAUUCGUAUUAUGUUGGACCACAACUUCGUACAUACGAUUUCUAUCGACGAAUUGACGUAUAGAGAUGGCGAAUACACAUUUUCCUAUCAAUGGCAGGAGAAUGAAAAAUAUGUCGGAUAUCAUAAAGUCAGAAUAUUUGUCAUACGAAAGAAUUUAAACACUGACGAAGAUGUGUUUAUUGAGUUACCUGGUUCACCCUGUUCCUUAACCAGACAAAAACCAGGAGUUGUUUAUGCAUUAAACUGCGCAGGUCCAGCAUAUCAAGAUCUCAAUGAUAUCGUGUAUUCAAGUGAACACCUUCAGUUUGCUAACUUCGACAACAAAUUUCUUUCUGGUAUGCAGAGUAAAGCUGUUGGUUCUGUAAAGACACAGACAAUACUACCCACUUCAAUGUUGAACUCACAUGACGGCUUUUUGUAUUCAGUGUCACGAUCAGCAUACACGGAACUUAAAUCUGAACAACGGUUUAAGUAUAAGGUAAAUGGUAUACCCAAUGGAAGCUACAAAUUACGCUUGCAUUUAGUUGAUGUACCAGAAGACAUGACUUUUAAUGGCAGACCAAUAAGCAAAGACAUCCAAGAGAAAAUAGAAGCAAUGAAGAAGCCAGGAGAUUUUGUUGGCCCAACUUGUUACUGUGUUGAUAUAAACGUUGAUAUCAAUAGUAACUUUUUACAAAUUGAAAGUGAAAGUAAAGACGUCCACAGACAUGCUGACCAGAUUUGUGCUUUCGCUUUACUUGACAUGACAUAUAGUGAUAAAAUCGUUACUGAAUCACAAAGGAAACAAGAAUAUAUAGAAAGACAAAAAGUAAUAGACAAAAUUCCACCAUUGACGACUAUCAACACCCGAAAGAAUAUGAGUAUCGUUGGAUGGUCUCAAAAUCUACUUCAUAAUCCUACUGGAGAGAAUGGAGAUUUGACGUUUUGGAAGACAGAGGGAGAUAUAAAAGUUUGUGAUGGUGGUUAUGAUACAGAUACAUGUUUUGUUACAUCACAUAUAUGGGGUUGUAAAUAUCAAGAAGUCAAUCUUCUCGAUUAUUUCACUGAGGAGUACUUGGACACAUCACCUGGCAUUAUGGUUCUGGAAGAUUACAAAGAAGGAGAUUUUGGUGGUGGUAAUUACUGCUUUACUGCACAGUUGCUGUCUGCUGAUCGAAAGGUGUUGAAAGAAUAUACAACGGGAGAGGUAGGACCUUUAUAUUACCUCCACAGUGAAUGGGAAGAGGCAAACAUCAUAUUUUCAGACUAUGGUUCUGGUGUUCGUUUUGUUGCAUUCUCUUCAAAAGGUAAAGAUAGCAAAUCGAGGGCUGGAUUUUUUGGGCCCUAUAUAUCUGGAGCCGAAGUGCGUGUCAAAAAGAAGUAUACACAGGCAGAACAUGAUAGCUAUGCAGAUAUUCCACAGAUGGACAAGGCAGUCAGCAAAUCAGCUGCUGAGAGGUUGGUCUCAAAAGUUCUAACGGAUAAUGCUGCCUUAAUGGAACAAUUCAUUAAAGAAGAUGACGUCACAGAUUUGCCAAAAGUAAAAUCUUUCAAGGCAUUAGAAGACGAAAUAGGACAAGAAUCAAAAUGGGCAACCCUAAAAAGAUUUUUGACGAAACAGAAGUUAGAAAAGAAGAGAGAAAUUCGUGUUUUUGUUUCCAGUACAUUUAAAGACUUUGCCAAAGAGAGAGAUGAAAUAAUAAAAACGGCCUUCAGUGAGAUACGCCGUUUUUGUACGGAAAGAGGAGUAUUCUUCACAUAUGUAGAUCUUAGAUGGGGAAUAACGUCAGAACAAACUAGCGAUGGCAAAACAAUAGCAAUUUGUUUACAGGAGAUUGAUAGAUGUAGACCCUUCUUCAUCUGUCUGAUGGGAGAGAGGUAUGGAUGGUCUCAAAGGAAGGAAGCUCCAGAUGAAGUUUUGAAUUCGACAUUUGACUACGCAAUAGAAAGCUACCCAAAUCUUAAAUGGAUAGAUGAGUUUAGAUAUGGAUCAAGCGUCACACAGUUAGAAGUAUUACAGGGAGUUCUGAAUAAUCCAAAUGUGUCAAAAGAUAAAUGUUUCUUCUACAUGAGGGAGCCUCCAUCAAAGGAAAAAGUCUCAAGUCUGGAAUAUAAGAAUCUUUCCUCUGAAUCGGAAUGGCAUCACCAGCAACAAGAAAGGUUAAAAACCCAAGUUAAGGAACAUCCACUGGGGCUUAACAUUACUACAUUUAAAUCUGCCAUAGAAGUUGCCAACAUUAUUAAAAGGGAUCUAGAACAAUGCAUCAACAUUGAUUUCCCUAAAGGUACAGAAUUAACGCAAUUAGAACGCAUGCGAGAGGCUCAUAAUGCGUUUGGUGAAGCUCGACAACGUGUGUACAUAGGACGACAAGAUUAUUUCAAAAACAUUACCGAAGCAAGAGACAAAGGGAUAACAAAACCAUUUAUUAUACUGGGGGAAUCAGGAAGUGGAAAGUCUUCACUGAUUGCUAACUGGGCUAAAAAGAUUGAAGAUGCAGAAGCUACAACCUUUGUAUUUGUGCAUUUCAUAGGAAGCUCUGCGGAUAGCUCAGAUUACAUCAAGCUCAUUAGAAGAUUGUUUGAAGAAAUGAAUAUAUUCUAUGAUUUUGAUAUGCAAAUUCCAACAUCCGAUUCUUUGCUUAUCAAUGAUAUUGGAAAGUGGCUAAGGAUGGCAGGGUCUAGAACAAAGGUCGUUAUUGUUUUGGACGCACUUAAUCAGCUGGAUGAUGGCACUGGGGAAGACGGUUCAGAACAUGAUUUAAUGUGGAUACCAGAUGAAUUACCAUCAAAUGUUUUCAUGCUGUGUUCAACUCUUCCAGGAAGGGCAAUGCAAUCUUGUUUACGUAACAAAUGGCCAAAUAUGAAAGUAGAACCACUGCAGGAAUCACAAAAGAUGCAAAUAAUUACAGACUACUUGCAAGGUGUUUAUGGGAAAACUCUUAACAGUGAACAGAAAAUAAUGCUGGUGAAUGCUCAACAGACGUCUAAUCCUUUGUACCUCAAAUCGCUGCUUGAUGAGAUACGUAUAUUUGGAUCAUUUCGCCAAUUAACAGACAAAAUUAAGGAAUAUCUGUCUGCUAGAAAUCCACAAGAAUUGUUUGCGAAGAUUCUGGAGAGAUUGGAACAUGAUUUUGAAACAGGGACAAAUCCAAGGAAAUAUCUUGUUAGAGAUGCAACUACUGCAUUAUGGUGUUCUAAUAGAGGAAUGUCAGAAUCUGAAUUAAUAGAAUUAUUAGAUAUCCCUAGUGCAAUUUGGUCACCAUUUUAUUUGUCUCUGUAUGAAAAUCUAGUAAAUCGCAAUGGAAUCCUUAAUUUCUUCCACGACCAUCUUCGGCAAGCUGUGGCAAAGAAAUAUCAUUCAACGAAGGAAGAUAAAAUUGAAGGUUACUCACGAUUAGCUGACUACUUUAGUUCAAAGGAAACGAGCAAUCGUACGGUUGAAGAGAUGCCGUUUUUGUUGUUGAAAGCAAAGAAGAUGGAUCGAUUGAAAGCAACCGUUUCUGACUUUGAUGUGUUUUAUAGACUAGCUGAUGAUGAAGAUGGAAUUUUUGAAUUGAUAAAAGCUUGGCGAAAGCUUGGAGGAUAUUCAUUAGCAGAAGAAGCGUACAUGUCCGAAUUGUUAAAAAUACCAAAGACAACUAUAAGGGAUGAUAUGAAGUACUAUUGUAAACUUUUCAGUCUACUCGGAAACUUUUUCCAAACACUUGGAUUGACUCAUGCAGCAAAGAAGGUCUAUAAGACUUUAGUAAAACAAUUGGAGCUAAGCUACGACGAAACGCACGACACCAUUGUGUACAGUGCUUAUGGCCAGAGUUGGAAAUAUCGCUGUAAUCAUCCAGAAGUGAUAAAGGCAUUACAGAAUUUAGGAACGGUAUACACACAGCUUGGGAGAUAUGAUAAGGCCAUAUCUGUUUACAAAGAUGCAAUAUGUCGUCAAAAUAAAAUCGAAACACCAAGUCAAAAGAUACAGGUUUGUGAUGGAUUGCUUGGUUUGGCAACAUUGUACUUUUAUAAAGACAACAUGUUGGAGGCAAAAAAGCUGACGACAAGAGCAUUAGAAUUAGCAACAAAUGUGAUUGGAAGGAAACACCAUUUUGUUUCAGAUAUUUACACAAAGCUUGGACAGUUAAAUUACGAGCAGCAUCGCUUAGAUGAAGCUUUGCCAUACUAUGUGCAAGAUCUGAAAGUAACUCGUAGUGAAGUUGGGACAAAUCAUCCUUACACAGCUAAUGUCUUAAAUGAGAUUGGACUGGUCUAUGAUGACAAAAAUCACCAAAUUGCUGGAGAGCUAUUUGAAGAAGCUUUGCGGAUUUUCCUGGACGCAUAUGGGAACAAUUACCUUGUCACUGGAGUUAUCAGGUUCAAUCUUGGAGCAUUCUACUAUGGUGAUAACCAUUUUGCAAAAGCUAAAUAUCAGUUUGAAGAAGCAUACAGAAUACAUGUAAUGUUCCUUGGAGAAAAUCAUCCAGAUACCAUACGUGUGAAAGGAGCCCUUGAUUUAGUGAAAUAAAAAUGAUCUGGAUUAUUAAUUAGAUUUUACAUUUACAUAUAUACAUAAAGUGCUAGCUAUAGGUAAUUCAUAUUUGUACAUUGGCAAAGGUAGACUGAUAUUCAUAAGGGUAAAACAGUUUUGAUAUUAAAUUCGUGCAUUAUGAUCAUCUACCGGGGUAAUAUUUAAUCAUCAUGAUCAUCAUAUGUUUUUGCAUUCCAACAACUGGCCCAAAGCAAUAUAUUUUAUCUAAUCCCGGUACAUAUAUCAUCUUGAAGCCAUAUACAUAUAGCUUUUAAAUUUAACAUGUAUUCAUGUUUGUACAAAAAUAUGCACAUUCUCUAAAAUUGAAUGUUGAUUAUAUGAUUUAUAACUGAAAAAACAACAAAACACAAUCAAUCAUAUAUAUAUAUGUAUAAAUACAACGAAAGAAAUUGUUCUUUUAAAAUGUUACUGUAUCUCCUUUGAUUAUUAAUCUUUUAAUGUCGUGCAGUAUAUGUUGGACAAAUGUAGGCAUAAUAUUUCUUAUAUUUUAGUGUUUACUUUUAGACAAGCUAGUUAAUGCCUGAUUAAAUAGAUAAAGACAAAGUUAAUUUCCUCAUUUGUGAUGUGAUGUAAUCCUUCUAUUUAAUAAAGAGGUAGGACAUAAGGUUGAAAUAUUGAAAACCCUUCUGUAACAAAUGUGCUUAUAAAUACUAUAGGAUUCAUCACAUACGCUUUAAUUUAUUAUCUUUUUAAAAUAGCUAUGUAUGUUUUGGGUAAAUAACAAAAACUUCGAAUUCUACCUCAUAUUCAUUUUUGUACAAUGUUUUUAGAAUGAUUUUCAUUCAAAACUUUUUUAGCACAAUCAUUUUUUUUACACUUUAAUCAUGUUUAUAUGUUUAUACUUAUAGUCUAUUAUCUGUUAUGCUGUCAGAAUAAACUAUGGCUAUUUUAGUUUAAGAUAUAUUUGAAAAUGAUAAUUGAAAAAAAUUUGUUUCAAAUAAUUGCAUGGCAGUGAAAAUAAGGCAACUAGUUUUUAAAUAUUCAUAGUUUUUCCUUUUUAUUUAUUUAAAUGAUGUAUUUAAUAUUUUACUUUUUUAUAGACAUGCACUUUUGAUAGUACUACUUCUACUUGAAACGGGUUAUUAUAAGAA